Messenger RNA from Fukomys damarensis (Damara mole-rat), 2496 nucleotides. Its product is annotated as acrosomal protein KIAA1210-like. The annotation marks the transcript as partial. The record is from RefSeq and is a predicted model, not a curated record. NCBI's taxonomy places the organism in Eukaryota, Metazoa, Chordata, Mammalia, Rodentia, Bathyergidae. The transcript has a single exon.
AGCAUACACACUUCUCAUUUUUUCUUUCUGUUUGGCACAGGCCACUCUGGCCAGGAACAGAGCGACAAUUCUGAGAUUUAUGAUCAAAAGACAACGGAUAAGAGUACAAACACUAGCGCUGCCGGGAACCCAAGUAACCCAGUGUCAGCUGCACAUGGCCCAAGACGUGAAAGGAUAGGAAUGUGCGUUUCGCUAACAAAUGUGUACGCAUCGAAAGGAAAAAGCUUUAUACAGUCCAGUCAAAAGCAUGGCCUGGGCGACGGACCUGAGUCUUCAUCUACUAAGAAGACUGCCAGCAAUGGCCCUUUGUGGUCCCUGUACACAGAGAAGCAAGCCCUGGAGCAGCUGACAACUUCAGAAGCAGAAAUCAGUAUCUUUCAGGAGCUGCUUUCAAAUACAAGGGAUAUGGGGAGAAAUGCUAGUGUAGAUUUUGAAGUACCACAAUCCGUCCCUGAAGAUGUGAAAGAGUCUAUGGUUAGCGGUCCACCACCAAACCCUGAAGAUGGGGCUUCUGUGGGUAAAAAGACAGAAUUCAGAACUUCUCUUUUGCCAGCGGUGCGAAGACCUUCUACAACCCCCAAAGAGGCCAUUGUUUUAAUAACAACAGAGGCUCAGGUGCUUCGGGCUCCUUCUCCUGUCCAAUCAGAAGAAGCUUCCAGCCUUGGUUUGCAAGACAUCUGCUCUAAAACAGAAAAUGUCCCUACUGUCUGCAAAGAAAAAACAGAAAAUGGCCCAACUGUCUGCAAAGAAGAGCCUCCCGGAAGUGUUCUCCAGGCCUGCACCGUGAGCAUCUCAACUGUGACAAGUACCACAGAAGAGGGAGGCAUUUCUACGGAGAAGCCUGAAACUGCAAAAGUGUCUCCAGAUUCAAAGAGUACACCAGAGAAAGAGAGUGGUUCUGAGAAACAGCUGGCCGCUGGACCUUCUUUCCAGUGCUUGAAGAAGCCUAAAGAUGAACAAAACGUCUUCCAAGAAUCAGAAAAUGUAGUUGUGGGAUUGAACAGUGUGGAGCAGCAGUUGGCUCUUGGAUAUUCUUCCCAGUUCUUGAGAGAGCCCGAAGCUGAAAAAGGCUCCCCACAGUCAGAGAGCAAUGAUGACACGGGCAGUAGCUCAAAGGAAGUGAGUCCUGGUCCCUCUUCCCAGUCCUUGGGGAAGCAGGGAGUAGUCUCCUCAGAGUCAGAAAGUUCCGAUGUGGAGCAGCUGGCUCCCCCAGCACCUUCCCAAGCAAUCCUGAAGCCGGAGGAUAAAGACGUUUCCCCAGGAUCAAAUGGUUAUGUUAAAAAGCACAAUGGUGCUGAGGACUGGAAGAGCUCAGAGGAAGGGCUACCUCUCAGAUGCCCUAAUCAGGCCUUGGAAAAACCUGAAGACCAGCAAGAAGUGCCCUCAGUUCCCGAGAAUGCUUGGGAAGUACAGAUGCCUUCCAAACACCCUGUUCAGUCCAUUGUGAGGCCUAUUGUUCAGCCACACGUCUCCUCCAGUUCUGUGAGCAUUUGUCUAGGACAGCACGGUUCUGAGGGGCCAGUGACUUCCGGCCAUCUUUUCCAGCCAUGGGUGCACCCUAAAUUUGUGCAGCCAGUCCCCGCAGAUGAAGAGAGUGCUGUUGAAUGGGGCAGUCUUACCCAACCACUGAUUCACGGAAUGAUUUCUGAGUACCCAAUGAAUCCUAAAGCUGAGCAAAAAUCCUCCUCAGGUGCAGUAACUACAUCUAUGGAAGAAAUUUCUAUGGAGAUGUUGCCUCCCAGAUAUUCUCAGCCCCUGGCAAGACCAAUAGUUGAGGAAGAAGCCUCUGAGUAUCCAGAGAGCACUUCUGCUGAGCCGAGAAUUUACAUGGCCCUAGGGCAUCCCUCACGCUCUUUCCAGCAGUGGGUGAGCCCUCAAGUAGAACAUCAAGUUGUCUCAUCUCCAGAGAGGCCUGCUGUGGAAGAAGGGGGCCUUUUUGCUGAUCAGCUGCCUCCCGGACAUCUUCCCCAGCCCUUGAUGAACUGUAUAGUCCAACAAAGCAUGACAGGUUCAGAGGGUGCUGCUGCUGAGGUCACUUCUGCAGAGCCAAGGUACAGCAAAUACUCUCUCCCAAGUCCUCAAGUCCAGCCAAUCUACUCAGAAAGCACUGCUGUUGAGCAGGGCAUUUUUGUGGAGCAGCCUCCUCUUGGAUGCCAUUGUCAGCCUUUGGUAAAGCCUCAAUUCCAGCCACAGAUGAGCCUAGAGUCAGCGAGCACUUCUGCACCGUGGCCCAAUGCUGGGGAGCUGGUGCCUGUUAGACACACCUGCAGGAUGUGGAUGAGCCCGGAAUGUAAGCAGCAAGGCUCGGUGGGUCCACAGAGCAUUGAGGCUGACUGGGGCAUUUCUAAGGAGUCGGUGUCGCCCAGAGACCCUGGGCAGCCAUGGCUGAGACCUACAUUUGAGCAAGUCUCUGCAGGUCCAGAGACCACUCCCGAGUGGAGCUUCUCUGUGGAUCCACCGCUUCCCAGAAUGCCUUCUCAGCACGUGCAGAGGUCA